CAGUAGAGUGUGUGAUCAGACACGGUGCAGCAGUCAGUCACUGUGUGUUUAGCUAAUUCUUUUUUGGGAUUAAACUGGGUUUGGGUCCUCAGUAAGAAUUGUCAUGUCACUGAAGGUGUGUGAGCGCUUUAAAGUCCGAAUGUAAGACUGCAUUUCCACCACACACAGUGUCUCUGCUUAUGGACAUUAGCUAUUACAAUGCUGGUGUGUUUUUAUCUUCUCCUUCUUCUCCACAUCAUUGAAGGAUGCACGCUGAAAGGAAAUAGAGAGACAGAAAAGAUCACUGCAUACACAGGAGUCUCAGUACUGCUGCCCUGCUCCUGCACUGACCUCCACAGAAAACCUGAGAAAUUCAAAUGGGAGAAAUACACAAAUGAAUAUAACUGGGUACAGAUAUCUCCUGAGAGUGAUCAGUACAAAGAGAGAUAUCAGCUGGUUAAUGAUCACUCUUCAGGAAAUCUCUCUCUGCUCAUAUCACACCUGACUGAAGAGGAUGGAGGAAUUUAUAGGUGUACUAUUAAAGGGGCUGUAUACAGAGACAUCAGACUCACUGUUAAAGGUUGCACACUGAAUCAACAGACAGUGUAUGUGACUGGAAACAUGGGGCAGUCUGUCCUUCUGCCCUGCUCCUGCUCUGAACUACAAGCCAAACCACACACUUUCACGUGGAGCUUUUAUAAAGGAUCAGUUCACAUGACAAUCUUCCCAAAGGAACAGACAAAUCGCUACACAGGCAGAGUUCAGCUCUUUAAUGAUCAUCCUCCAGGAAAUCUCUCUCUACUCAUAUCACUCCUGACUGUAGAGGAUGGAGGAUGGUACAGGUGUGAGAUCAACAACAAAAUCAGUAAAGACAUCAGACUCACAGUAAAAGGGGCCACAGAAAGACCUUCAAUUUCCACACCAAAGAGCAAACCAGACAUCAUAACUACUAAACCAACCCCGGUGUUCAGUGAUGAAACAUUUAAAAUAUCCAAAGAAGAGCCCAGCAACUCACUUUUUAAGAACCAGAUCAUUAUCAUCAGCUCUAGUGUUGCUGGAGUUCUGCUGCUGCUGCUGAUACUCGGAGGAUUCAUCUACUGGAAACACAGAGGACAGACCCAGAGCAGUGAUGGACAAACAGGACGGAGGACAGAGCAGAAGAAGCAGGACCGUAAUGAGCCUCUGAACAUAACCGUAACUUCAGAGCCCACUUAUGAAGCAGUAGACAAACAGAAUGAUUCUAGUGUUCUGUAUGCAGUUAUAAAUCCACAAACUAAACUCAAGAAAGCAGAAGUAAAGGAUGAUGUGACGUACUCCUCUGUAGUCCACAGUAACACUGUGAGAGCGACACACACUCCAGUGGCAUCAGGAGAUACUACAGUAUAUGCUAGCAUCAAAACUAACUAACACACACACACACACAUUUUUCAAUUGACUUGUGUGUUACUAAUGUGUUUUUGCUAAGUACUACUGACUUUUUAUCUCAUAACGUCUUGAGCCUAACAUAAAAAAAAAGUUUUAAAAUAUAUCAAAUAAAAUAAUUUUGUAACCGGAUUAUUUCAUACUAACAUAUACAUUAUGAAUAACAAUAAAUUAUGAAUAAUAAUAAUGAUGAUGAUGAUGAUGGUUAUGAUUAUGAUGAUAAUAUUAACAAAUUAUUAAGUUUACUUAUUUUUGUCUAUAGUGGAUAUUCUCAUUCAUUGUGUUUUAUUAAACCUUUUAUUUUAAUUUAAUUUUAUUUUAUUUUGCAUUAUCUUCAGCUGACCUCAUUUCUUGGCUGUAGAAAUGUAAACAGAAACAGUUGUUAUAUAGUGUCUUUGGAAAAAUAUGAUUAUUGUAGGUGUAUAAAUACCUGUAAGCACUUAAAAUAGAUUUAAUUUUUGUUUCAAGGUGUGAAAGUUUAAUUUCUUAAAUAAACAGUAAAAUCUGAAAAGCUCACUGUGAAGCGUCUUCUUACGUCUGAACACCAGCAAGGCUACAAGCCCGGACUCCACCCUGAAGCACUGUGCCAGUCAGCUGUCCCCAGUAUUCACAGACAUUUUUAAUACCUCACUGGAGACCUGCCAUGUGCCAGCCUGCUUCAAGACCUCAGCCAUCAUCUCAGUCCCCAAAAAGACAAGGAUCACAGGACUUAAUGAUUACAGACCCGUCGUCCUGACUUCUGUAGUCAUAAAGUCUUUUGAGCGCCUCGUGUUGUCCUCCCUCAAGGACAUUACAGACCCUCUCCUGGAUCAACUACAGUUCGCCUACAGAGCCAACCGAUGAGACGAUGUUGUGAACAUGGCCCUGCACUUCACCCUCCAACAUCUAGACUCCCCAGGAUCCUACACCAGGAUACUGUUUGUGGACUUCAGCUCUGCAUUUCACACGAUUGUCCCAUCUCUGCUUAGAGACAAGCUCUCUCAGCUGAGUAGCUCUCCUGCCAGUAGCGGUACAUCUCCAGGACCCAGAGACGUGCAGCCAAGAUCGCAGUUGAGCCCUCUUAUCCCAGAAAUGAACCCUUUCAGCCCCUCCCCUCUGGCAAGAGUCUCUGGUCCAUUAGGACCAGGAGCUCAUGCCACAAGAACAGUUUCUUCCCCACUGCAGUCAGCUUGCUGAACAGUGCCCCACUUACCCACAGAUGACCCCCCCCAACCCCUAAAAAACGUACGGACAGUCACUUUCAAAUUCUAAAUUGCACUACUGUUUGUUCAAACUCACACUUCUGUACACAAUAUUUAUUUCAUUCUAGAUUGUGUGCAUACUUCAUAUCUGUAUAUGUGUUUGGGCAGUCACUUUCACUUUUUACACUCUAAAUUGCACUACUUCUCACACAGUCACUUUAUACAGUAUUUAUUUCACUUAUUCUAGCUUUAUUUGAAAAUUAUGUACACAUUUCAUAUCUGUGUAUAUGUUUGCACCUGACACCAAG
This is a messenger RNA of Hemibagrus wyckioides, 2890 nucleotides long. RefSeq lists its product as uncharacterized. The transcript is spliced from 11 exons. NCBI's taxonomy places the organism in Eukaryota, Metazoa, Chordata, Actinopteri, Siluriformes, Bagridae. Gene Ontology annotation, biological process: immune response; positive regulation of T cell proliferation; T cell costimulation. Gene Ontology annotation, cellular component: external side of plasma membrane. The coding region runs from base 199 to 1386 and encodes 395 amino acids. The record is from RefSeq and is a predicted model, not a curated record.